This is a messenger RNA of Hypanus sabinus (Atlantic stingray), 9543 nucleotides long. It is a transcript of the gene tmem11, whose product is annotated as transmembrane protein 11. Gene Ontology annotation, cellular component: mitochondrial inner membrane. The coding region runs from base 43 to 618 and encodes 191 amino acids. The transcript has 2 exons. The record is from RefSeq and is a predicted model, not a curated record. Gene Ontology annotation, biological process: inner mitochondrial membrane organization. NCBI's taxonomy places the organism in Eukaryota, Metazoa, Chordata, Chondrichthyes, Myliobatiformes, Dasyatidae.
CCCGGGGGAGGGGGAAGAGAUAGAGAAAAAUUCCUUCCCUGGAUGCUCGUCAAGAUGGCGACUUGUGGACGGAGGCGCGGUGUCACAGGGAUUAGGGAAAGGGCGCCACUAAAUUCAACAGACUGCUACAUCGUCCGUGAAAUUUACAAUGGAGAGAAUGCGCAGGAGCAGUUUGAAUAUGAGCUGGAGCAAGCCCUGGAGACUCAAUACAAGUAUAUUAUUAUUGAGCCUACCCGCAUUGGAGAUGAGACAGCGCGCUGGAUCACAGUUGGAAAUUGCUUGCACAAAACAUCUGUUAUUGCAGGGUCUGUUUGCCUGUUAACCCCAAUAGCACUGGCUUCGGAAUACACCCGUUAUGUAACCCUGCCUAUUGGGGCCAUCAGUGUGGCCUGUGCAGCGCUCUAUGGCAUUUCUUGGCAAUUUGAUCCCUGUUGCAAGUACCAAGUGGAAUAUGACACCUGCAAACUCUCCCAAUUACCUCUGAAUACACUUACAUCAUCCACACCCGUGGUUCUGGUUAGAAAAGAUGAUAUUUACAGGAAAAGACUCCAUAAUACAAUAGCACUGGCGGCCUUGAUGUACUGCGUUAAGAAAAUCUGUGAGAUCUAUGCAGUAUGACUGGGACAAAUGGAACAGUUGCGUAUUAUUACAUAUUGUGGUCAGUGGAGACUACAGGAACAAGGUCUCCAAUAGAUUUUCAGAAGUAUCUCCCUUUGUGCACUGAUACUUCAAGUCCACGUAAUAGUUCUUGCCCAUCCCAAUGAUUUUGAUUCUCUGUAAAAGACCAGUAUAUACUUGACAUUUCUAUCAGAAAUUCAAUAUAUGCAGAACUACUGAUAUCUUUUGGUUGAUGAGUAGGCAACUGAUCCUCUUGAUUACUUUCAUAUUCCAUGCAAUUCCAAAAAAUAGCAUUAUCUGGCUUGAAUGAAGUAUUUUAAGUUGCAUUCAUGACAUCUUUCAGCACAGAAUUCCCAGAUAAGUCCUGAUUAUUAGUCAAAAGUUUAUGUCAAUUUUUUUUUGUGUUACAGGAAUUUUAAAGUAAAAUAUGACCUUCAGAUAUUAUCUUUUGGUGCUGCUCUGUAGCCCUUGAAAUUAAUUAAAUCUAAAGUUGCUGCAGUUUCAUUACUAGAGGAAAGCCAAGUAGGUUUGCAAUUGAAAUAAUCACUUCAAAUUGCAUCUGAAAAGGCAAUAUAACUGAUUUGCAAACCUACGGUGACUUGGCACGUGUAAAUUUACCUGUCAUUUGCUUUUCAAAAUAAUUGGUUCCUUGACAUAUUUAUUGACAGGUUUAUUUAAAAUUCUUAAACACCUUAAAUGUUUAAAAAAGUGGGACUUUAAUGUUGCCAGCUCAUUCAGUGUUUUUCUUUUCUUCACGAACAAAAUUCCAUUCUGCUGCCCUGAUCCCUCCUUCUGCUAUAAUUGGAAUCUGUUGCCAUUGGAAUUUGAUAAAAUAAUUUUAAGUUGGCAUGACAUGUUGUAUGAUUUCAAAAUUGUAUCCAAGUAAGAUUUGAAGUUAAAACUUAAUCUGCAGUGCACAUAUUACCUGCUACGAGUUUCCCUGCAAGGAAGUUGUAUUAUAAUGGACAGACUUUUUGUUAAAUAUGACAAUAAAAGGGAACAUUUUGGAUACAAUCUCAAUUUUGCCAAAAUUCCUAAUUUUGACUUUGAUGAUAUUUCCUGCCUGACUCAUUGGUCAGUAUUUACUGCAUGUUUGAGUAUUUUAUUUUCAUUCCUCAUGAUAUUACAUGGGAAGCAAAAGGUCCUUGAUUGGUUUUGGGAUAUACUAACACUUUAGGAUUACAAUGCAACAAAACAAAUUUACACUUAUUUUCCUUGGCUUGCAUUGUGGAAAUGGUAUUUAUAUGAUGCAGUGAUGAAAUGUGUGUGUAUGGCAGGGCAAGGAGUGUGUCUAUGUGGCACACUUCUAGGCAUAAAGAUAUUGGGAAUGUUAUGCAAAUUAUAUUUUAAGAAAAGGUAAUUUUUUGGAAACUUUAUAGAUAACUUGUAUCUUGGACAUUCUUAGACAAUCCAAUAAAGAAUGAAAAAUGCCAUUGAAAGUGAUAAAUGAUGUGUAAGUGACAUAGUUAACAUUCAGUUCCAUUGGAGAAGUUGGUGCUGAUUAACGUAGAGCUUACGUGAAAUGCAGUUAUCCUGAACUUUAGAUGUACUUGAUGGUAGCUGGCAUUAUCCUGGGGAAAAUAUGAUGCAGUCCCUUUCAGCUUCCUAUAUUUGCUCAGGUAAGCAGCAGGUUACACUAACUAGACACUUCCAAUGUUGGCUUAGUUCAUAUAUUACGAACAAAUGAGUCAGAAUUCUUUACACAUAAUGUCAUGCAAUUUGCAGUGCUUAACACUGACAAGUUGAAACAAUAGAUUAUUUUGAUGUAUCAUAUUUAAAGAGGCAUAUUCUACAGCAGUGGUAGCCAUCACUGUGGAUUCACGCCUGCAAUUGGCAUUUGUCGAAAGCUACAAAAUUAUAUUCUAUCUUGUGCACCAUAGACAUGUGCAAAAAGUACACACUCAGAUGCAAUAAACUUCAACUUUUCAAUGCAAUAAAAACUAAAUUUAGCCAACUUACUUAUUACAGUUAUUACAUUAUCUGGCUGUCAGUUUGAUAAAAUCACUAACCCUCGAAAUACAAGGUCCAUGAAUUUGGAUUCUAAGCUUGAGACAAUAGGCAUUCUUGUGUUGAAGUGUUAUUUCCAGUUGCCCUAUUUAAAUAAUCUCUUGCAUGAUUAGCGGAUGUAUUUUCCUCCAAAUUUGUGAGCCCAUUCUAAAGAUCUGUGAUCAUCUUCAUACUUCAAUUUCUUUGUUGCUUUCACCAUUGCUUCGUCCAGCACCCACAACAGGAAAUACUAAUAUCCACGAGAGGAAUGCAGAUGACUGUUCAAAGAACUCUAGUUUAUUUUUACCUGGUAUCCCGAAGCAGCAUUUACUUGAGAAAUAUGAAAUCGCAAUACUGUAGUAUUAUAAAAUUCCAAACAAAUGAUGAAAUUAGAGGUGCAGAAGGUGCAUAUGAAAGAGCCACAUGCUGCUUAAGAGCUGUUCUGUAGAAAUUAACACUUCCAUUGCAGAGAGAGCUAGGAUUACCAUAUGCAGUUGCACUGUAAUUUGACAACUUUAUGAGAAUGUCACAAUUGUUCCAUUUUCCAUCACACUCCUGCCCUCGCUUCACCUGUCUCUCCCUAGUUUCCCUAUGACAGUUUCCUCUGACAAAAUUAUAGAUACUCAUUCCAUUCAAAAUGGCUGUUUAUAAGUUGUACAUUGUCCUUAAGACAAAGCAAUGUGACCAUUUUAAAAAUAGCACAAGCUAAAGUGAUAAACAUCUUUCUACUUUUCAAUAGAAUAUGUUCUCUAACAGAACUUGUCAAUUGCAUUUUCCUCCAUAAAUGCAGAAAAUGCUGAAAGCAUUCUGCUGAUCAAGCAGCAACUGCAAAGAGAAGUAGUUAAUGUUUAAGAUCGUAAAUGUUAUCUCUUUCUCUUUAAACAGAUUCUGCUUGACUUGUGUUUCUCCAAAGCAAUCAGCUUUUUGCUUUAUUUUCUCUUGAACAGGAAGGUGUUUGUCAAUUGUUCAUGAGGCAAUGAACACAAUACUAGUCAGCUGCCAGAUUUUCAGUGUAAAUGAAGGAGUUGCAUGAACUAUAUCUAUUCAUUUGCAGAGGUAAGGGAUGUACUGUGUUGACACUUAAGUGUUUUACACAUCAAAACAAUUCCCGAAAAUAUUUUCAGAGUGGGUUUUUUUCCUUUGGAAAAACAUUUCAAUUUGAUAAGAGAAGUUAGUGGUAUUGAUUUUGAAUUGGUUGUUCUUUUAAGGAGCUAAUUAAUGUCUUUAUGAUCAAAGCUUAUGAUGAAUAUUUUUAAGGCUACAAUAAUUUAACCUUGCAUUGAAGCACAUCAUUGCUGUUUGUGUAUGCCAUCAUGGUGAAAAAGAUUUAUGGUUUUUAUGUUGCCAAGUAUGAAAUGAGUGAACCCCAUGGGCAAUUUCGGUAUUCUUUCUCAUGUUCUGAAAUCUAUUUUGGUAUUUUGUUAAGGUGUGCAUCUGGCAAAUUACGUAGAUGAUUAAAUUGGCAUGUUAAGAGUUCCAUUUUCUUAGUGCUAAAUUAUUUGAAUUACAUACGUUAAAUAAACUUGUUAGUGAGCAAAUCAAACGUGUUGCUGACAAAAGAGAAAUGUUCUUGCAAAACAACAAUUUUUAAGAUUUACUAUAAGUUAAUGCAUAUGAGUCAUCUAUAAAUGACAUUAGGGUUCUUCUAGGAUCAAUGGUUUACAAAGAAUUAGAGCAGCAACAUCUUACAGCUAACUUCAAACUGAGGUAUUAUUGUUAACUAGUCCCUAACAUGUUUUUCAAGUUACCUGAUGCAUUGUUAUUGACCAGGCUUCUUCUAGGCAGUCCCUUGGGAUUAAGGGUGACUUGCUUCCUCUCUGGGCUAGUUGUUCUGAGAUUGAUGAUGAGGCCACGGAUUGGGCAGGUGGUGCUUGAAGUGGCAGGAGGGUUGGUAAUAUGCAAAAUGGCACAGUCCUUCCAUCAUUUUUGCUGGGCUUUUGUGCACUGCUGAUAGAGAUGCACUUUCUGGAUCUUUUCUGCCAUAUUGGUGGGCCAGGGAUUCCCACAUAUGAGUAUGGAUGUUUCAUUUGAGAGCAGAGAAUGUAUCAGCAUAGUAUAGGCUCUUUAGCCCAGAAUGAUAUGUGAACCUUUUAAUCUACUCUAAUGUCAAUCUAGCCUUUUCCUCCUACCUAAUCCUCCAUUUUUCUAUCUAUAUGCCUAAAAAUUUCUUAAAUGCCUCUAAUGUAUCCAUCUCUAGCACCGCUCCUAAAAGGGCAUUCAAUGCACCCACCACUCUGCAAAGAACCUACCCCUUAUUUUAACUCCUGUCCUAUACUUUCCUCCAAUCACCUUAAAAUUAUGCCCCUUUGUAUUAGCCAUUUCCACCCUGCAAAGGUCUAUCAACUCAACCUAUGCUGCUUAACAUCUUGUACACAUUUAUAAAGUCACCACUCAUUCACCUUCACUCUGAAGAGGAAAGCCCUAGUUUGCUCAACCUAUCUUCAUAUGACAUGCCCUCUAGUCCAUGCAGUAUCCCGGUAAAUCUCUACAUCCUCUCUAAAGUUUCCACAUUUUUCCUAUAAUGAGGUGAGCAGAAUGGAACUCAACAAAUUAUGGUAUAAACAGUGUUUUAGAGCUGCAACAUUACCUUGCACCUCCUGAACUCAAUCCCCAGAUUAAUGAUGACCAACACAGCGUAUGUCUUGUUAACAACGCUUUCAACUUAUGUGGCAACUGUCAGUGAUGUAUGGAGGUGGACCCCAAGAUAUUCUGUUCCUUACACUGCCAAGAAUCCUACAAUUAGCUUUCUAUUCUCCUCAGAUUUGACCUUCCAAAAUAAAUCCCCUCACAUUUUUCAUAUUUGAACUCCAUCUGCUAUUUCUCAGCUCAGCUCUGUAUCUUGUCAAUGUCCCACUGGAACCUACAACAACCCUCUACACUAUCCACAAGUACUCUGCAAACUUUCUAACUCCCUCUUCCACUUCCUCAUCCAAAUCAUGUUGUUUUGAAGGAGACUAAGAAUAUCCUUUAAUCAAUCAUUUUCUCCAUCCCAGAGCUUUGAUUGUUUGUGUUGGGAGAAUGUGGUCAGGUAUGGGAUGAUGCAGUCUCCCCAGUGGAUGCCAUUAUCCAUUUUGUGCUGGGAGAAUACUUUGAAAUUGGUCAAUUAUCCUAGUGGAUUUGGAGGAUUUUAUGGAGAAUGGUGCUACCUCCCCCAUACUCAGGUGUGGCUGGGAUCGAAAGAUUGAAAUACAGCUCCGCAAUAGACUAUGGACUGUUUGAGGUCUUGGUCUUUGCUCACUUCCUUAAAUGCCCAAAGGCUGAGUGGGUAUACUUGAGGAUCAAUAAUUAAUUAAAUCAUUUGCCUGAGAGGAGGGUCCUGAGAUAGAAUGUUCACAAUUCUUAGUCACAUCAUGGACUUUCUAUUAUGGAGUAUCAUUGUGAGUUAAGGCACGUUGACAGGGCUUAGUAGCAGUCAUACUAAUCUGAGUGACGGUCCAAUCUGUUACACAGUGGAUCUAAUGCACAGAAGUACAUCACGUUUCCAAAUUCCUAUUAAUGUGCCAAACAGUGCAUUUUCCAAUGCAACAGGGCCACAAUAAGAAACUUAGGUGUACUACUUUGGCCGAGUUUCAAGGCAGGACACAUUAUUAACCCUGCAUGAAAUUUGCUGGCUGAAUGGAAUCUGAGUUUUGGUAAGACUACAGAUGAAUGGAUAUUUGUGAAUGUGAUAAAAACUGUAGAUCUAUGUAUUCUGUAAUACCUUUAAUGUUUCUGGUCCUUUUGAAAGUUUAAAAAAUAAUUUUAAAAAGCAUUGCUAGAAAGUAAAGCUCAGAUGUGGCCUACCACUAUCUGCAACCAUAUCUGAUAGUUAACAAUUCAAGGUGAUUUUGAAAUCAUUCCAUCCCUAUCCAUUCACUACUACUAAUGCAACAAUUGAUGAAUUAGUUCAUGUUUUUCUAUCAUCAAACAGUGCAUAAGAACACAAGUUCUGUGCUGAUCAAAUUCCUUUACAAGCUAAAUAUCAGUAAUAUUGCCAAUUAGCACUAAACAGUAAACAAUGAUUGAGGUUUGCAAUCAUUGCAAUUUAAUUUUAAUAUAUGGUUAAAUGAUAAGCUUUGUGUUAUAAACCUAGUAAACAUUUCUUACCUUAGGACUAAGUAAACUCUUUUUGUGCUCGUUGAAAUAAAUAAAUGUAUAUAUGAUACAGGGUUUCCUACAAAUGGGACAAUGGUGGUUUUCAAAUACUUUAUAAGUUGUCAAAUAAUGAUCUUUUGGAGCCAUCAGACAUGACAAAAUGCCCCCUACUGAAACUAAUGUCCACUUUAUGUAAUCUAAAAAUGCAAUAUCACUUUCUCUCUGUUCUGGUGUUUUGUAAGUGGACAGAUUUGUUGGCUGCCAUAUUCAUCCAAAGCAGCACAUUAUUUUUCCUUUGCCUUCUUUUUACAAUAGCGUAAAAAGCAGGUUUCUGACUGCGAGAUUCAUAAAAUUAAAGUGUGUAAACGAUGACAGAAAUUAACAUAUUGUACAUGCAGUCCAUGCAAACACACUUGCUGAGUGUAAUGUUGUGUCCCUUUUUUGUGGUGGAGAUAGACUAACUAAGCAGAAACUGGCUGCAAAGGUUUUAAUGCAAACAGAUCAGCUAUUUGUUCCAUCAAUUUUGAGUUAAUGAGCUUUUGUUUUUGGAUAGUAAAGCUUUUUGGCACCAAUGAAUACAUGAUGGUACAUUGUUAUUAAACAUCUCUACAACAGUCCUUUCAUCACUUUUAGACUUGCACUUUGAUAUUCCAGCAUCACUACUCUUGUACAUGGGUAUUACUGAUUUUUUUUUUCUUUAUUGACCAGACACUGUUGUGGGGAGCAGCGGGGUUAAAAACACAUUGCAAAUUUGUAACUUGGUAUCUUUCAUGGUUCAAAAGAACUUGUGCAAACUUAAUUUAUUGUUCGGUUUGGGUUUCUGUGUCAUAAUUCAGUCUUGGUUCCAUCUAUUAAUUUAACAAAAUCUAGUGCAGAGAAACAUUUUGUACAGUGUUCUUUCACCUGUCAUUUCCAUUUUCCACAUUUGGAUCAGGCUAUGGUGAUUGCAAAUCUCCAACUAAUUACAUUUAAGAAUUGUUAAUGAACAGCAGAGCAAAGAAAUGGGAUGAAUCAAGGACAGAAAGAGGUAAAAUCUCCAACAAUAAUUCCUAGCUCCACAAUUUCAAUUAUUUUCUCAGUUUUAAAUUGAGGACUUUUACAGUAGUACCUCUUUCUGUACAAAGUAAACCUGUAAAUGAAUGUCAAUUGAGGCAAGCUGGGAUUGAGCAGCACAAAUACCUGGUAACAUGGAAAUUCUCAAUUUACUUGUGUAGAUAUUGGCCUGCUUUUCAAAUGAUGCACCAAUAAAUGUUCAUCUGUUUAGCAGUAAAUUCAGAGUUCAAUUAUUGUUCAAUCCAGCAAAUCCAGGUUAUCUGCCGACUGCAACUGUAUCUGGAGCCACUGCAACACCUUCAGUGCUGGAACUGAAUAUGGCCCAAACUCCAAAUAACUUCCAUUGUACAUUCUUUCACAUGGCCUUUACUUUCUGCAAUCGUAUUCUGAUACUUACAUUAAAGGCUCAAUUCUUGGACCUCAAGAACCCAUAAAGUUUGAAAUCAAAUGUUGAGUGUGCAAUGAAUUGGUAUUAAAUUCUUCUUACUGCAAUUAUUUGUAUAAAUAUAUUAAUACUUAAUUAUAUAAAUGAAUUUUGUAUAAAUGCAUGAUUAUCGGUGUAAUCUUAGUCAAAUGUCAUUAACAAUCACUAAAAAUCAACUUGAACUGAUCUACUCUAGAUUACAGUGAUUUUAAGUCAAUCAGUUAUUAAGUGGGCUGGGGAGUGGCAAAUGGACUUUCAUUUGAAAAUUGAGAGGAAGAGACUGAAUGGUAGGGCAUUGUGGAGUGUAAUGGAACAGGAAUCUAGGAGUGCAAGCACAAAGCAACACACACAAAAUACAGGAGGAAUGCAGCAUCUAUGGAAAAGAGUAAACAGUCGAUGUUUUGGACUGAGACUCUUCAUCAGGACUGGAUGAAGGGUCUCGGCCCGAAAUGUCAACUCUUUGCCAUAGUUGCUGCCUGGCCUGCUGUGUUCCAACAGCAUUUUGUAUGUGUUUCUUUGGGUCUCUAGUAUGUGCAGAGUUUGCUAAAAGCAACAUGACAGAUAGAGUGGUGAAAAUAAAACUAUGGGGGCUGAAGGGCAAAUUUUUCAUAUAGUUGAGUACAUGGAAUGAGCUGCCAGAAGCAGUUGAGGCAGAUAUAAUGAUAUAAGCACUUGGAUCAGUACAUAGAAGUGAAAGACUUGGAAGGAUAUAGGCCAAACUAGCUGGGUAGAUUCCAUUGGUGUGACUCGUUGGGCUGAAGGGCAUUUAUCUGUGCUGAGUUCCUCUUUGACUUUAACAAUAUGGUGGAACUAGGGACUGGAGAGAGAAGCAUGAUGAAUGGGGGGGGGGGGAAGAAACAGUGUGUAGGGGUUGAGAAGAACUGGAGAUGGAGGAAGAGAAAACAAUACUCUAAGGUCAGCAGUUCCUUUUAGCUUGGGUUUUACCUGUAUAUGUUGACAUAAUUAGUGAUAGAUACAGGCUGAGCCAAACCUUCUCAUUUACCUUUAGUUAAUGGAGAAAUGGGGUCAUCACAAGUGGACAACUGGGUCAACACAGGAUGGGCCUAUUUCCAUGUUCUGUCCAUGCACUUGGCAUAAAUAAAAGCUGCAGAUCAAUGCCUCUUAGCAGAAAACAAAUUUUAAUCCAUUUGUUUCACUUGGGCUGAUAUUGCAAAUUAUUGCAAUAAUAAAAGCAUGUUUCAAAAUUCAGAUACUGAAAAGUCACUAGGAGGUUUGGCUCACUCAAGUAGCUUCACCCAAAACAUAGAUAAGGUAUAUCUCAGGUGCAAAGAGUUUUGGACUUUGCAUUCACAGUCUGCAACCUGAGUAUCAGUGCAAUGCCAUACAUUUGAUUUCUAUAUUAUGAAUACACUAGUUCUACAGGUUGA